Messenger RNA from Ostrea edulis (European flat oyster), 4007 nucleotides. RefSeq lists its product as uncharacterized. Lineage: Eukaryota; Metazoa; Mollusca; Bivalvia; Ostreida; Ostreidae. Bases 1309 to 3822 code for a protein of 837 amino acids. The transcript is spliced from 7 exons. Gene Ontology annotation, molecular function: chitin binding. Gene Ontology annotation, cellular component: extracellular region. The record is from RefSeq and is a predicted model, not a curated record.
AAAAAUAAAUGGCGGCGCCCAUAUGGAUCACGAAAAUUUCAGUGAACGUAUAUAGAGAUUAUCUCUUUUUCUUUUGCUGAUUUUGACUUUUUUCUUUUACAUACGUGUUACCUUUAGAGCCUUGCUUCGCGGACGGGCCUUCGUAAUAUUUUGAAAGGGAAUUCGGAGUAUAAAUGGGAUUACCAAAUGUGGUACAUAAAAUUCUUAUCUUUGAAAAUUUGAGAGGAGCGUGCGUGACUCACACCCCCUUAAAUCCGGCAGUAAAUACUACAUUUGAAUGUGAUAUAGUAUGACGAUUUAUAUACUAAUAUAAUUACGGUGUGACCGUUGGGGCGAGCGCAGCAUAUCUGAAUACAUUUUCAAAAAAUUUAUAUUGAAAACAAGGAAAACUGAUCUGGUUCACUGUCAAUACGUAGGAUUACUGCCUUGCUCUUCUCACCAAUGUAGGAACCAGUUUAGCGGGAAAUGCAACGAGCGUGUUGUGACGUAGGAUGAUAGUUGUGACGUGACUGUUUACAUUUCUUUAGACAAUAUUUUAAAAAGAAAAAGGGAAAAAUAUGAUUGUCAUCCUUUCCUUUCAAAUAAGAAAGGUUUGUAAUACUUCAAAGAUUUUUUUAAUUAUUAUUUUACGAAUCGAACCAUCCACCAUUUUGUACGAGGGACUUCUGGGAUUGGCGUCAAAAAAAAAAUUCUUGUUAGAGGUUGAGAUUUAGCUCGGAUUAUUUCCCGCGCUCUAGUUAUUAGAGCUCGCAGGAGCGCUGGCUCGCUGCGCUCGCUAUAAUUCUAAACUUUAAACUAAUAAGGCCAGUAAUUUCUAAAAGGGGGAGUGAGGGGCAGUAAACUGCUGGGCUUCUGGGGGCUGUAUUGAGUCCCCCAGUUUGUUCAGGGCGAAGCCCUGAUGGUGACUUAAAGUCCCUUGAAAAUAUUGAGUUCUGCAAAAUUAAGACGUAUAUAUUUUAGUAUUUUUGGACAUAUUUUCAUAAUAAUAUUAUCUUAUUUCUGAGGGGAGGGGUGUACGUGCGCUGGAUCCGCCACUAUGAAGAGCUCUACAUUUUUGUAAGGUGGACAUGUAAGGGAAUUCUCAUUAUACAUGUAUGUAGGCGUGCAUGUACAUGCACUUUAUAUACUUUGCUCGUCUUAUCACACGAUUAUCAAUACAGUUACGGUAGUCUACAUUUGAAAUUUCAAUUUGUUCAGACCAUGAUCAAAAUGGAAAUGAUAGUUCAUUUACGAUAUCUUUCCAGAUCAUUUCGAUAAAACCACGUUGCAAUGUUGCACGAUUAUAUAUAUUGACUGUCUUGCAAGGUCAUGCCGAGGUCAAACGCACCUACACAAAUGUCUGCGAGUUAUCAAAAGCGAUUGGAGUGCCUAGUACUAAGAUUUGGUAAUAUUAAAUCUAUACCAAGGAUCAUGAAUUAUACGUUACGUAUUUAUGCGUUGUGCGGCUUGAUGGCUUUGUUAGCAAAAGCUCAAAUCGAUUUAACCUUAACAGCAGAUACUUACGGACCGUUGGUGGUUGAAACAACCUUAAAACUUCUUCGUGACGCAUGUUUAAUCAAUGACCACUUGUUUCUUAGACGCAUUGCUUCUUUUGAAACCAACGAUGGCCUUACUAUCAUGCCCAUGGACCAUGGUGGCAUCUGGAAGGUAGACGAAGAAAUGUUUAAUAUGACCCAAAUGGGAACGCCCCACCUACAGAAUAUAUACAGACAGGUGUUUAAUAAACUCUUCGUAUCGUGGAAUGGAAUAACUUGGAAGGACUUGAACAAACCAUUAUUGUCCGGGUUAGCCGCAGCGAUAUACCUCAGAGCAAAGACCAAUGAAACUAUACCACGUUCUAAACCCGACCAAGCCAAAUACUGGAAAAAGUACUUUCGAAAAAAUGGAAACGAGCAAUCCUUUCUCACAGCAACACAGGCCAUGCCCGAAGGUUGUAGCAUGCCAACACAGGUUGAUCUAACUUUCAUCGUGGAAACGUCCUCUAAUGUGAAGACUGCUGAGCUGAGACAGAUGAAAGACUUCUUGAUCAAAAUUGUCAACGGACUAGUUGUAUCUAGUUCAAAGGUUCAAGUUGCUGUGGUUUCAUAUGGAAGUCAAGCAAACGUUUUAUUUCAUUUAAAUACUCAUUCAAACAAAAUAGAUGUUGUAUCUAAUAUUGAUUCGAUGCCUUUGAUUGGGGGGUCAGUGGCUACCAAUACAGCCAUAAAACGGACGAAAGAUGACGUAUUCGUCGCAAAAAAUGGAGCUAGAGUUGGUGCCGCACAUGUAGCGAUUCUCAUUACCAAGAGCCCACCGGAUAACAAGACGGCGACUGAAUUCGAGUCGGCUUUCUUAAUUGGAAGUGGGGUUACUCUGUUCACAGUCACAAUUGGUUCAGCGUUUAACUCAAGCGAUCUCUUUAAAGUCAGCAGCCAACCUAACUGUGCACAUUAUAAUUAUAUGGACCAUUUUUCGGAUUUGGCAGACUUUGCAGUCGAAUUGAAUGAAGCUAUAUGUCAAGCACCAGCUAUAUUGUCAAGUGGAGCAUAUACCUAUCCUUGUAAUGUGGACUCCUUACUCUCCGUACCAGACAACCCUUACGGCACAACAGUUACAAUUUCAGUUGCCGCUGGAUCAAGAAAAGUGUACACCUCGUAUCUAUUUGGCCUACCGGACACUGCCAAGAACGACAUGGCCACAACCGUGGAUAGUUCAAAUCCUGUUACUGUGUAUCUCCAUGGCAACAGCCCUAGCUAUCACAUUAGUUUGAAGAGUGUUCUGGGAUUGUUGUGCGUCAACAAUUACACCGUGGAAGUGCGAGUAGGACCACCUGUAACUCUAUCACAUGGCACCAUCUGCAUAGAGAGUGGCGUAAGGAAAGACUGUUCAAACGUAACAAUGAAUCCAACUCCAGCACCAACAGCAACGAAAUCAACCUUAGCUCCUGUACCAACAGCAACAGCAUCGAUAAUAAAUUCGACGACUCCGAAUAUUUGCGUCGGGAACAUCACGACCGUCCAACACCCCCAUGACCCAACCAAAUUCCUGAUGUGUGACAUUAAAGGCCAGCUCCUCACAGUUCAAUGCCCGCCAAGGGAGAUAUAUUGCACGGCCACCAGUCUCUGCGAGGCACACUGCCCCACAACGACAAUCAAACAUAGCCAACCAGUGACAACUCCGAUCGUGACGUCUUCGUCAUUGCCACCAGCUAGCAAUUCCACAACGCCUUCACAACCUAUCAUCAUCAUCAAGUUUACCACUGGUCCUCCUCUAAUUGUCGGUUCUGGAACAGCCCCCAGAGCCUCCACAACCACUCCCUUUCCCGCCCCUCAUACAACACCUGUCCCACCUGCUACUAUUACAACGAAGAUCCUCCCCACAACUAGCACGUCACAAAGAAUCACAUCAUCAAAUUCUGCUGUAUCAGCUACUCACCAUGUAACACCAAAUCACAAUUGUCAUCAAAAUCCGUGCACAGCAUAUGCUGUAAUGACCAGUCUGUUGUAUUUUCCGGCAUGCGACGAACACGAAUUCUAUCAUUGUUCAGGAGUAAAUUCUAUGACGACAGAACAUUGUCCUCCAGACAAGAUUUUCAAUCCAAACAUCGCAAACUGCGUGAACGAAUUCGUUUUCGAUGAAAAAACCCAAACAUUUGACAAAACUACACCAAACCCAUGCAAAAACAUGUCAGGUGAUAGAUAUUUUAUUCAUCCCACCGAGAAAUCAAAGUUCAUUCACUGUGAUGGGUUCUGGAAUGGUUUUAUGAACACAUGUCCAUCCGGAGAAAUAUUCAGUGACAUUGCACAAUCUUGUGUGAUGUAUGGUGGCUCAGUAUUUGGAUAAUAUCAGUUAAUUGUGAUCAUACCAGACGUAUAUGUAUAUAAACAUUUAGAUAUGCAAAAUAGAGUAAAAUCACAUACUUAUAUGGGGUAAAAUUUUCAUGGUUCGUUGGGCCAUAAUUUUGCAGUUCCUUUUUUUUGUAACAGAGAAUAAUCAUAUACAUUUUUAAUAAAAUGAACCUAAAGUCA